Chrysochloris asiatica (Cape golden mole) is the source of this 2229-nucleotide messenger RNA. RefSeq names its product nucleolar complex associated 2 homolog (S. cerevisiae) (gene NOC2L). The record is from RefSeq and is a predicted model, not a curated record. Gene Ontology annotation, molecular function: transcription corepressor activity; histone binding. Gene Ontology annotation, biological process: negative regulation of transcription by RNA polymerase II; ribosomal large subunit biogenesis. The coding region runs from base 313 to 2229 and encodes 638 amino acids. NCBI's taxonomy places the organism in Eukaryota, Metazoa, Chordata, Mammalia, Afrosoricida, Chrysochloridae. Gene Ontology annotation, cellular component: Noc2p-Noc3p complex; Noc1p-Noc2p complex; nucleoplasm. The transcript has 18 exons.
GCGGAGCUGACGGUGGAUGAGUUCCUGGCUUCUGGCUUUGACUCGGAAUCCGAAUCCGAUCCCGAAGGCGCCCCGGGAGCGGAAGUGCGAAAGGCACAAGGACUUGCCCGGAGCUCGCAAAGACCAGGCGGAAGCCCCCCGGCCAGUAGGCGGAAAGGCCAUGCUGCUGAGCAUAAGGACCAGCUCUCUCGGCUAAAGGACAAGGACCCGGAGUUCUACAAAUUCCUGCAGGAGAACGACCAGAGUCUGCUGAACUUCAGCGAGUCAGACAGUUCUGAGGAUGAAGAGGAGCAGUUUCACUCCUUGCCCAGCAUGCUGGAGGAAGCAAGCGAGGAGGAGGAGGAGGAGGAGGAUGGAGCGGAGGCUGGGGACAAAGUCCCUAAGGGACUGCAGGGGAAGAAGAGGGAUUCAAUCCCUGUGACCCUCGCCAUGGUUGAAUACUGGAAGCAGUCAGCGAAGCACCUCACACCAAAGCUGUUCCAUGAGGUUGUGCAGGCGUUCCGAGCAGCUGUGGCCACCACUCAAGGAGACCAGGAAGGUGCCGAGGACUGCAGAUUCCAGGUUACAGACAGCGCAGUAUUCAACGCUGUGGUCACCUUCUGCAUCAGAGACCUCCUCAGCUGUCUCCAGAAGCUGCUCUUUAGCAAGGCCCCAAAGGACGCCACCAGGGGGGCACCACCAUCCAGCAGCCCAUUGUGGGGGAAGCUCCGUCUGGACAUCAAGACCUACCUGAACUCCGUCACACAGCUGGCCAGCUGCCUGACGGAGGCGACAGUGGCGGCGGCUGUGCUUCAGCACAUCAGCAGCGCAGUGCCAUACUUCCUGACCUUCCCACAGCAGUGCCGCGUUCUGCUCAAGAGGAUGGUGGUCCUGUGGGGCACUGGUGAGGAGACCCUGCGUGUGCUGGCCUUCCUGGUUCUUGUCAGAGUCUGCCGACACAAGAAGGAUACCUUUCUGGGCCCUGUACUCAAGCAAAUGUACAUCACAUAUGUGAAGAACUGCAAGUUCACGUCCCCCAGUGCCCUGCCCCCCAUCACCUUCAUGCAGCGCACCCUGACAGAGGUGCUAGCCUUGGACACCGCUGCUACCUACCAGCAUGCCUUUCUCUACAUCCGCCAACUUGCCGUCCACUUGCGCAAUGCCAUGGCCAUGCGGAAGAAGGAGACGUACCAGUCUGUGUACAACUGGCAGUUUGUACACUGCCUCCACCUGUGGUGCCGUGUGCUGGGCACCCUCUGCCCCAGUGGGGCCCUGGAGCCCCUGAUAUACCCCCUCGUGCAGGUCAUCAUUGGCUGCAUCAAGCUGGUCCCCACCGCCCGCUUCUACCCGUUGCGCCUGCACUGUGUACGUGCACUGACGCUGCUCUCAGAAAGCACGGGCACCUUCAUCCCCGUGCUCCCCUUCCUCCUUGAGGUUUUCCAGCAGGUCAACUUCAAUAAGAAGCCGGGACGCAUGAGUUCUAAGCCCAUCAACUUUGCUGUGAUCCUGAAGCUAUCCAACGUGAACCUACAGGAGAAGGCAUACCCGGACGGCCUGCUGGAGCAGCUAUGUGACCACACCCUGGAGUAUCUGCAGGGCCAGGCCCACAGCAUUGCCUUCCCGGAGCUGGUACUGCCCACUGUCCUACAGCUGAAAUCCUUCCUGCGGGAGUGCAAGGUGGCCAACUAUUGUCGCCAGGUGCGCCAGCUACUUGAGAAGGUGCAGGAGAAUUCUGAGUAUGUGCGCCAGCGUCGCCAGGCCAUCUCCUUUGGUGUAUCUGAUCGCCAGGCCGUGGAUGCCUGGGAGAAACAAACCCGAGCAGAGGGGACCCCACUCAUCAGGUACUAUGGCCACUGGAGGAAGCUUCGAGACCGGGAGAUACAGCUGGAGAUCAGCGGCAAAGAACGGCUGGAAGACUUGAACUUCCCAGAAAUAAAGCGGCAGAGAGCCGGGGGCAGAAAGGAGGAGGACCGGAAGGAGUUCAAGGACCUCUUUGACCUAGACAGUGAUGACGAGGAUGCCACUCCUAGCCUCUCAAGGACAGGGACACCUGGAUCCCUGAGUGUUCGGCAGAGGGCAGAGGAGGAGAGGGAUGAGCAAGACAGCAGCAGUGGCAGCAUAAAUGAUGUCAGUGACUCUGAUGAUGGCGGCGCAGACACGGAGGCGGGGCUGGAUCCCCAGGAACUGUGGCAGCUGGCCCAGGGGCCCGAGGACCAGCUUGAAGACCUGCAGCUCUCGGAGGAGGACUGA